UCUUCUCCUUCUCCUCCUCCUCCUUCUCCUCCUCCUCCUCCUCCUACUCCUCCUACUCCUCCUGCUCCUCCUUCUCCUCCUUCUCCUUCUUCUCCUUCUUCUCCUCCUUCUCCUCCUUCUCCUCCUUCUGCUUCUUCUUCUCCUCCUUUUCCUCCUUCUCCUCCUCCUCCUUCUACUUCUUCUUCUACUUCUUCUACUUCUUCUACUUCUCCUUCUCCUCCUUCUUCUCCUUCUCCUCCUCCUCCUCCUUCUCCUCCUUCUCCUCCUCCUCCAACUCCUCUUAAUCCUCCUGCUCCUCCUUCUCCUCCUUCUCCUUCUUCUCCUUCUUCUCCUCCUCCUUCUCCUCCUUCUACUUCUCCUUCUUCUCCUCCUCCUUCUCCUCCUUCUCCUACUACUCCUUCUACUCCUCCUAUUUCUCCUUCUCCUUCUUCUCCUCCUACUCCUUCUCCUCCUUCUCCUCCUCCUCCUCCUUCUCCUUCUUCUCCUCCUCCUUCUCCUCCUUCUCCUCCUACUCCUCCUCCUACUCCUCCUUCUCCUUCUCCUCCUUCUCUUCCUUAUCCUCCAUCUCCUCCUACUCCUCCUACUCCUCCUACUCCUCCUACUUCUCCUUCUUCUUCUACUUCUUCUUCUUCUCCUUCUUCUCCUUCUUCUUCUACUUCUUCUUCUCCUUCUUCUCCUUCUCCUCCUCCUCCUUCUCCUCCUUCUCCUCCUCCUCCUCCUCCUACUCCUCCUCCUCCUCCUACUCCUCUUACUCCUCCUGCUCCUCCUUCUCCUCCUUCUCCUUCUUCUCCUCCUCCUUCUCCUCCUCCUCCAUCUACUUCUCCUUCUCCUCCUUCGCCUCCUUCUCCUCCUCCUCCUCCUCCUUCUCCUCCUCCUCCUCCUACUCCUCUUACUCCUCCUGCUCCUCCUUCUCCUCCUUCUCCUCCUUCUCCUUCUUCUCCUUCUUCUCCUCCUCCUCCUUCUCCUCCUUCUACUUCUCCUUCUCCUCCUUCUCCUCCUCCUCCUCCUCCUCCUCCUCCUCCUUCUCCUCCUUCUCCUCCUCCUCCUCCUUCUCCUUCUCCUCCUGCUCCUCCUUCUCCUCCUCCUCCUACUCCUCUUACUCCUCCUGCUCCUCCUUCUCCUCCCUCUCCUCCUUCUCCUCCUUCUCCUUCUUCUCCUUCUUCUCCUCCUCCUCCACCUUCUCCUCCUUCUCCUCCUCCUCCUCCUUUAAUAACAGUGAUUUUAAAAGAUGCUGUUAAUUCCAGGAAAGGGGGGGAGGAGAACACUUGGAACCUCACAAAACACACGUGCAAAGUGUUAACCUUUGCAGAUCAGACACUGAGGGAAUUUAUCACUGCCAACCCCAUCUUGCACAAAUUACUGAAAGGAGUGUCCACACUUCAGAGUGGUUCUGGCUGCUUUAUCCCAGUGCUGAUCUCCUUAAGUCAGUUAAAUGCCAGUAUGGAACAAAAAGUCUCUCCAGUGAAGAGAAGCACAUACGGUUUCGAGCUAAAAGAGUCAAUAGAAAGCAAGCAAAUUCUUACUUUGUUGAUGCCUUUAAAUGAGUUGAUAGAGACAGCUUUCUACAAAUGGAAAGGAUUCCUAUGUAUUAUUACUACUGGAGAAAUACUAGAAAAAGCUGUCACACUCCUGACUCAAGAAGUUGUCCGUGAUGCUGAGGAUGAGAAUCAUAUCACUUUGAAGUACUUUGGUUUGUGUUUCUAUUCACUUAUUAGAGACCAUCUUGGUUACUUCCAGUUCUGGUCUUUAAGUGAAUUGCCUAUAUGUGAAAGGGUCUUUGCAAUGAUGUCUCAUAACUCUCUGGAAAACGGUGUUAAUCACAUUAGACACCUUACCCCAGAGGUUUACAGAGACAGACGCAGUGUGAAAUAUGAUCCCAACUUCUUUGAAGAAGCCUUGAACAGAGCUGCCGAUACUGUGAUCACAUUUACUCUUGUUUCAUGCCUAGGCACGCUAGUGGCAAAAGGAAUCCAUGUUAAUGUUCUUCGUAUAGGCUGUGACAAAACCACGCGCAUCUCUCAGACUGACAUUAAGCCCAAGGCUUCUCACAUACAAGCUGGGAUGCCUGAAAACGCGUCACAGCAGUCCGUAAGCACACAGGAAAUCCAUACAGGCACAGUUCAGAAUUUUGAGCAAUAG
Molecule: messenger RNA, 2139 nt
Organism: Erinaceus europaeus (western European hedgehog)
Lineage: Eukaryota; Metazoa; Chordata; Mammalia; Eulipotyphla; Erinaceidae
Product: basic proline-rich protein-like
Exons: 14
Biological process (GO): protein transport to vacuole involved in ubiquitin-dependent protein catabolic process via the multivesicular body sorting pathway
Cellular component (GO): endosome
Source: RefSeq, a predicted model, not a curated record